Messenger RNA from Labrus bergylta (ballan wrasse), 3043 nucleotides. The record is from RefSeq and is a predicted model, not a curated record. NCBI's taxonomy places the organism in Eukaryota, Metazoa, Chordata, Actinopteri, Labriformes, Labridae.
CGCAGGUGCGGAAGCCGUGGAACUGAAUCCGCAAGCUAGCUCAUUAGCUUAUCAAAAUGGCCAGCUGGGGUAGGGUCGCUCAAGUCCUGAGGACAGUUUUGAGGAGUCCUCAGUCUCUGAAGAGUGUAGCACUUCGUCGGGCUGUCGGUCCUGGUGUGUUGGGCUCUUUAGUGGGAGCUGGAGUGAUCUGUUUUUAUCAGUAUCAUGCUAACAACAGGACUCUGCGCUUCGCUGUGCAUGCCGAGGAACACAAAGAAGCUGCAGCUCCACACAUGUCUGCCAGAAAGGUCCGCUUCAAUCAGUUCGCCUCAGUGAUGUACGAGCAGGAGCCCUACAUGACCCCCAGAGACUUCCUCUACUCCAUCAUGCUGGAAGACGUGGACAGAAAGCUGCAGGAGAAGACAUUAACAACAGAGGAAGUAAACAACAUGUUGAAAGCUGCCUCCAAAGCUCAGGCUGGUAAUGAACUGUUCAGGACCUUAGGAGACAACGGUCUGAUAUCCUACACAGAGUAUCUCUUUCUGCUCACUAUCCUGACCAAGCCGCGUACUGGAUUUCAUAUAGCUUUCAAAAUGCUCGAUGUUGACGGCAAUGAGCAUGUGGACCAAAAAGAAUUCCUCACGUUGAAGAAAAUUAUCGGAAAAAGCAAAAGAAGAGUUCCUAAGGAAGGCACAGAGAUACCGGCUGAAGAGGGGGACAACGUGAACACCACCCUGCAGGUGUACUUCUUUGGGAAGAGGGGAGAAAAUAAGUUGCAGUAUCAGGAGUUCCACAGGUUCAUGGAGGACCUGCAGGCUGAAGUCCAGGAGAUGGAGUUCCUGCAGUUCUCCAAAGGCAUGGACACCAUGAGGAGAGAGGACUUUGCAGAGUGGCUGCUGCACUACACCAACGAAGAAGACAACGAGAUGUACUGGGAGAACAUGAGGAAGAAGAUCCCUGCUGGCCAGAGUAUCACAUUUGAUGAGUUCAAAGCCUUCUGUCUUUUCACCAACAAUCUGGAGGAUUUCGCCUUUUCCAUGAAAAUGGUGUCUGAAGCCAACCGUCCCGUUGGAAUGACUCAGUUUAAGCGAGCGGUGAGGAUCGCCACAGGCCACAAUCUGUCUGAAAACGUCCUGGAUACUGUGUUCAAACUCUUCGAUAUGGACGGAGACAACCGCCUGAGCCAUAAGGAGUUCAUCGGGGUGAUGAAAGACCGAGUGCUGCGAGGCCUGAAGGUGCAGCCGCAGAGCGGAUUCUCUGGAUACUGGAAAUGUGUGAAGAGAGAGACCCUGAAGGGGGCCCGCGAGGCCCUGGGAGACUCCGCCAGCCCCAUUUGAACCACAGUGACGACUGAUAGAUGAUCAAUCCAACAAACCACUGACCACUCCGGUGUGUUUUAUAAUCACAAAGGUGGUGUGAAAGAUUUCAAAUGUACAGAAUCAAAAGGAUUUACACCACUAACUUGGGUAUAAAUAUGUUUACAUAUAUUAGCUUGUGUUUUCUCAUGUUAGCUACAAAGCUGUGGGUCGACUUGUGGCUUUUCAUAUAUUACAAGUUUCUAUUGUUUGGUGCAGUGCAUGUGUUUCAUAUUCAGGAAAAAGAGCCACUAUUUAAUAACCAUUAGAUAGGAAAAGAGUUUCAAAUCAUAGAAAUCAAAAACACUUCAAAGACGACACAGCAGCUCAUCAGAGUCCUGCAGCUGCUGUUUUUAGGUUAAAUAGAUUAAAGUAACAAUAUCUUUAAGUUCAAUUCAACUGGACUACCUCUGGCCCCCCCCUCUGAUGUGGGACUCUAAAGUCUUGACAUCUCUACGUCUAUAUGAAAUGUUUCUACGACUCCUACGCUGUUUACUAAGAAAGAAGUGAUUCUCAUCUUUGUGUCUUCAUGCAGCAGUGAAGUCGUGCUGUGUUUGUUUGUUCACAAUCAGAGAUGACUGUAAACAUUAGAAACCCUGUGUGUACACUGUAUUCUGAAUGAGCUUCAAACACGUCAAAGAAGCGAUACCAACAUGUGCCUCAUACCUUCAUCAGAUAACGGAACAUUUCAUAUUAAGACCUUAUUUGGUUUAUUUCUCACCAUGUUUGAGUCUGAAAUGGAACAGAUUUUUAUUUAGUUCUUGGUUGUAGUCUACCACAUUCACACCUGGACAGGUACUACAGAUAAGACUUCUGGAGUAUUUUAGUAAAAUGUACUGCCCUGUAAAAAAAAAUAUCUUAUAAAAAGUCAUAUUAAAUACAUUAAAUAUUAAGGCACCGGUAGUCUAGUGGUAAGUGCGCUUGCCCCAUGUACGGAGGCUGUAAUCCUACAAGCAGGUGACCCGGGUUCAAAUCUGACCUGUGGCUCCUCUCCUGCAUGUUUGUCCCCUCUCUCUACAAUUUCUAACACUAUCCUGUCCCAUCUCUAAAUAAAGCAUAAAACACAUUUAAAAAACAUAUAUACACAAUAUUGUCGUUUAAAGAAUGAAACUCUGUAAGACACUCAAAUCUAAGCGAGUGUUUGUCUAACAUCUAGUCUAGAUAAACGAUUUGAAUAUCUCAUUUGAAAGGAGCAGGAAAUGUCAGAUUUUGUACAAGCAGUACAGGCCUGAUUUUAUUUAGUAAUAUCCUGACAUGAGGUCUUUAUCUGGACUUGUCAGAUGAAUCUGGUUUAUCCUAAGGGUAAUGAGAUACUCACUUCAAAUGUAAACUGUUAAGAUUUUACUUUCUUUUGCAGUGCAGUGGAAGAUUAAUGUGCAUGUAAAUGUUUCUACUAGCAUUGGGCUUCCACGUUUAAUCUGAAAAUCAUCAAUCAAAUCUCAAGCCCCGCCUUUAAAUGGAAGGUCAAAUGAAAAACAUUGAUCUGGAGGUUUUCCUCUCUCCUAUGUAUGAACAGCUGUGAGUUGGGUUGUGCUGUUUACAAAACAUCUUGUAUGUGACUGAGUGGAGUUUAUUUUAUAUCCAGAAUGAUUGACUUGUUUUGCACUAUUAGCCCAACGUGUUGUGUUUCAGUAAAUGAUGUGCAUUAAACAGCUUUAAGUGUUUUGAUUGUGUGUGGUGGGUAUCUAAUAAAGAUUUAUUUUAAAGAC